Messenger RNA from Beta vulgaris subsp. vulgaris (sugar beet), 3147 nucleotides. RefSeq lists its product as uncharacterized. The transcript is spliced from 25 exons. The coding region runs from base 169 to 2787 and encodes 872 amino acids. NCBI's taxonomy places the organism in Eukaryota, Viridiplantae, Streptophyta, Magnoliopsida, Caryophyllales, Amaranthaceae. Gene Ontology annotation, molecular function: methyltransferase activity; oxidoreductase activity. The record is from RefSeq and is a predicted model, not a curated record.
UAUAUGUAAUCCAAUCAAUUAUCUUCUAUGUACACCUUUCUAUUUAUCAGGGAUUCAGGGUUGUUUUUGUAAGCUGAUCGAGCUAUAAUACAACAAGGGUUGCGAUCGAAGAACUAAAGUUAGUGUCGAGUAAUUAGUCAUCUUUAAACUCGAUUAUAAUUAAAAAGGAUGAGAUUUGCAGUGAUUGGUGGAGGAAUAAGUGGAUUAGGGGCAGCAUUUGAGCUAGCCAAAGCAGGAGUUGAAGUGGUGUUGUACGAGAAAGAGGAAUUGUUGGGUGGCCAUGCUCAAAUUGUUAACGUUAAUGGCAUCGAUGUAGACCUUAAUUUCAUGGUCUUCAACAGGGUUUCAUACCCCCAUACGGCAGAGCUCUUUGAUGGCCUCGGUAUUGACGUGGAUGCCUUUGACAUGUCAGUUUCUGUGAGUUUAGACAAGGGCCAAGGAUGUGAGUGGGGAAGCCGAAAUGGAUUCAGAAGUUUGUUAGCACAGACAACUAAUGCACUGAAGCCAAACUUUUGGAGGAUGGUCCAAGAAAUCAAGAAAUUCAAAGAUGAUGUGAUCAUGUACCUUGAUGGUCUUGAGCUUAAUCCAGAAAUCGACCGUGCUGAAACCUUUGGCCAUUUCAUCAAGUCUAGGAGUUACUCUGAGUUGUUCCAAAAAGCUUAUUUGAUUCCUGUAUUUGCUUCCUUCUGGUGUUGUUCAUCAGAGAGAGUGAUGGACUUCUCUGCAUUUUCGGUGCUUUCUUUCUGUCGCAACCAUCACCUGCUUGAGCUAUCCGCCGGUCCACAAUGGCUUUCUGUGAGCGGAGGCUCACAGCAAUAUGUGAAUAAGCUAAGAGAAGAGCUGGAGGUUAGAGGAAGUCAAAUAAGAACCAGCUGUGAAGUGAAUUUUGUUUCAACAAGUGACAAAGGAUGUGCAUUGCUUUAUGGGGAUGGGUCAGAGGAUUUAUAUGAUGGAUGCAUUAUAGCUGUGCCUGCUCCAAAUGCCUUGAAGAUAUUAGGAAAAGAAGCAACAGAUGACGAAACAAGAAUACUUGGUGCUUUACAAUAUGUCGGCAGGGAUAUAUUUCUUCACCGUGACAAAAAAUUUAUGCCCCAAAAUCCAGCAGCAUGGAGUGCAUUGAAUUUUCAGGGGAGCACAGACAAUACAGUAUGUUUGACAUACUGGAUUAAUGUGCUGCAGAAUAUUUCCAAAACAGACCAGCCUCUUCUUCUCACCAUUAAUCCACCUCAUCCACCAGAAAAUUUCUUGCUAAAAAGAUCAACCGGUGUUCUUGUACCUUCUGUUGCUUCAAUGAAGGCCUCACUUGAGCUUCGUAAUAUUCAAGGAAAGAGAGGAAUUUGGUUUUGCGGAACACGUCAUGGCAAUGGUUUUCAUGAGGAUGGAUUAAAGGCUGGCUUGAUUGCUGCAAAUGAUGUUCUUAAAAGGACCUUCCUUCCACUCCCAAACCCCAAAAAGAUGGCGCUUUCCUGGACUGAAGCAACAGCUCGACGUUAUAUAAUCAGAUAUCUUAAGAGUUUUAUUUCUGCUGGCUGCUUACUUUUGUUGGAGGACGGAGGCACAGUUCUGAAAUUUGAGGGUUCAGACAAAAGAUGUACUUGGAAAACUGCAAUAAGAGUGCACAAUCCUCAGUUUUACUGGAAGGUUGCUCUAGAGGCUGACCUAGGUCUCGCAGAUGCAUUUAUUAAUGGAGACAUCUCAAUUGUCGACAAGGAUGAUGGGCUCCUGGAUCUUUUCAGGAUCUUUCUUGCCAACAUGUAUCUGUAUCGUUGUGUGUCAAUGGAUGAGAAAAAGAGCUUUGAUUUCAAGGGCUGGUGGACGCCUAUGUUUUUCACGGCUGGGAUAGCUUCUGCAAAAUAUUUCUACCAACAUCUUUCUAGAAAAAACUCGGUUACAUUAGCCCGUCGUAAUAUUGCUCGCCAUUAUGACUUGAGUAAUGAAAUGUUUUCCCUUUUUCUGGAUGACACAAUGACAUAUUCUUGUGCGGUCUUUAAGUCGGAAGAUGAAGACUUGAAGGUUGCACAGCUUAGAAAACUCCAUCUUCUGAUAGAAAAGGCUAGAGUAGAGAAGCAACAUGAGGUCCUUGACAUUGGUUGUGGUUGGGGUAGCCUUGCUAUUGAAAUUGUAAAGAAAACUGGAUGCCGAUAUACUGGUAUCACUCUAGCUGAAGAGCAAUUAAAGUUAGCAGAACAAAGGGUGAAGGAGGCUGGCUUACAGGAUCACAUAAAGUUUCUUCUCUGUGAUUAUCGUCAGUUGCCAGCCUCCCACAAAUUUGAUAGGAUAAUAUCUUGUGGGAUGCUAGAACAUGUGGGAGAUGAAUAUUAUGAGGAUUUUUUCCGCCAUUGUGAAUCCCUUUUGGCAGAUACCGGACUUCUUGUCCUUCAGACCAUAUCGAUACCGGAUGAACGGUAUGACGGGCACAAGAAGAGUUCAGAUUUUAUGAGGGAAUACAUUUUCCCAGGAGGAUGCCUACCUUCUUUGAGCCGAUUGACAACAGCCAUGGCUUCUGCAUCUAGACUUUGUGUGGAACAUGUGGAGAAUAUUGGAGUUCAUUAUGGACAAGCACUAAGAUGCUGGAGGAAGAAUUUCCUGGAGAAUCAGGGCAAAAUUCGCUCACUUGGAUUUGAUGACAAGUUCAUGCGGGCAUGGGAAUACUACUUUGACUAUAUGGCAUCCAUGUUUAAGACCAGGACUCUCGGGGAUUACCAGAUUGUUUUCUCACGUCAAGGAAAUCUUGUUGCGUUCAGUGAUCCUUAUGAGUGCAUACCCUCCUCUCAUUCUUUCCCGUAGAAACAUAUACUGCUCAAUGCCGUUGCUGUAAGAAUAGCGAACCUGUCUGCUUCUGUCAGAGAUUUGAUAGUUGCUGAGCUGAUUCAGGCCUAUUUUAUGUUAAUUCUUGCCUUCAUGUGCGCGUUGGAGUGCUUUGGAAACUGAAACCUCUAAAUGUGUGGUUAUUUUAGCCUUCAGUUGGUUUGUAUAAUAAGUGAUAGUAGUACUAAGUCUUGUAUUUCAUACCGUUAUAUAGUUGUUUUCCUGCAGUAUUCACAUCGUAUAUGCUUACACAGAUUGUAUUUGUAUGCGUGUCUGGGUGCUUUGGAGCCUACAGUAAAGUUAUUGUUGAAUUUGCUUUCGAAGUGCUUUUUUCCCAUA